CUGGCGUGGAGCAGCCGUCCCUCCGCGCCCGUGGGGAGCUGGCGGUGAGGCUGGGGGCUCCCCUUGCUGUCCUCGCCCCCCUGUCCCGGCCACCAUGGCGCAGCCCGGGGACUGAGCCAGACAGAAAAAGGAGCCACGGGAAACUCGCUCCCGCGUGGGUCCCCCCCAGCAGCAGCGGGAGGAUGGAGAACAAAGCCAUGUACCUUCACACCUUCAACGAGAGGGAGAGCGGCUCCGUCUUCGAGGAGCCCUUCGAGGGAAGGAACCUCUCCAAGCUGAACCUCUGCGAGGACGGUUCCGGGCAGAGGAUGAAGGCAGCCGGGUGCUGCAGCCGGCUGGGCUCCUUGGCAGCACUGAAGUACGCCGUGGUGGGGCUCUACCUCCUCGUCUUCCUCAUCCUUGUCGGAGUCUUCAUCCUCGCAGUCUCCAGGCCGCAGACAUCCCCUGAAGACCUGAAGGUGCUGAUGGGGAACGUCAACCGCCUCAACGAGAGCUUUCGGGACAUGCAGCUGAAGCUGCUGCACCUACCUCUGAAGGGGGACGUGCUGGAUCACAUCUGGAGGCUCCAGGACCUCCUGCAGAACCACUCGGACUCCUUGUUCCUCAUGACGGGGUCGCUGCAGAAGCUGGAAGGGCUUCUCUGGAGCCUGCAGACCCAGGCCAGCCAAACCGACAAGGCAGUGGCCAACCUCUGGGACAGCUUGACCCAGCAGAGCGACUCGGCUCAGCAGGAGAUGUACAAGCUCUCGGUGGAAGGCAACAGCAGCCGGCUACUGCUGCAGCACCACGACCACCUCCUGAGCCACCUGGGCAGUCGGGUGGAGAGCCUGAGCGACCAGGUGACGACCAUGAGUGGGGCUGUGGACACCAUGAACAGGACCUUCUCCUACGACGUGAACAUCCACCAUACCCGCAUCCAGGACCUGCAGGUGUUGAUCAGCAACGCCACCGAAGACGCCCGGCAGAUGCGUCUCAUCCACAUAGCCAUGGAGGAGCAGCUGAAGCACGAGCUGGCCAUCCUCAACAACGUGACAGAGGACCUGCGGCUGAAGGACUGGGAGCACUCCAUCGCGUUGAAGAACAUCUCUGUGAUACGGGGGCCGCCGGGACCCAAAGGAGACCCAGGCAAUGAAGGGAUGGAGGGUGAACCUGGUCUUCCCGGCCUGCCUGGGCUGCGAGGGCUACCUGGGGAGAGAGGACCACCAGGACCACGUGGCUUGAAAGGGGACCAAGGAGACCUUGGCCCUCCAGGUCCAGUGGGGAUGCGAGGAUUCAAAGGUGACCGAGGCCCGAAGGGAGAGAAGGGAGACCGAGGUGGCAGCACAGUCGCUGAGGAGGGGAUGAUUCGGCUGGUGAACGGCUCCGGCUCCCACGAGGGACGGGUGGAGGUCUUCUACGACCGCCGUUGGGGCACAGUGUGUGAUGACGGCUGGGACAAGAAGGACGGAGACGUGGUGUGCCGGAUGCUGGGCUUCCGAGGCGCUGAGGAGGUGUACCGCAUGGCCCGGUUUGGCCAAGGUGAGACCCCUCCACUUCUUCCCCCGCCUCACCUGAUAUAGAUACCUGGGUCCAGCCCAUAAAUAAACCA
This is a messenger RNA of Athene cunicularia (burrowing owl), 1588 nucleotides long. RefSeq names its product scavenger receptor class A member 5 (gene SCARA5). NCBI's taxonomy places the organism in Eukaryota, Metazoa, Chordata, Aves, Strigiformes, Strigidae. Gene Ontology annotation, molecular function: ferritin receptor activity. Gene Ontology annotation, biological process: iron ion transmembrane transport. The record is from RefSeq and is a predicted model, not a curated record. Bases 183 to 1559 code for a protein of 458 amino acids. Gene Ontology annotation, cellular component: plasma membrane. The transcript is spliced from 8 exons.